Messenger RNA from Indicator indicator, 1656 nucleotides. RefSeq names its product p21 (RAC1) activated kinase 1 (gene PAK1). Lineage: Eukaryota; Metazoa; Chordata; Aves; Piciformes; Indicatoridae. The transcript has 16 exons. Gene Ontology annotation, biological process: regulation of axonogenesis; regulation of actin cytoskeleton organization; regulation of MAPK cascade. Gene Ontology annotation, cellular component: cytoplasm. Bases 1 to 1656 code for a protein of 551 amino acids. The record is from RefSeq and is a predicted model, not a curated record. Gene Ontology annotation, molecular function: protein serine/threonine kinase activity; ATP binding.
AUGUCUAACAAUGGAGUGGAAACAGAAGACAAACCACCUGCUCCUCCAAUGAGAAAUACCAGCACCAUGAUUGGAUCAGGAAGCAAAGAUGCUGGGACUUUAAACCAUGGCUCCAAACCUUUGCCUCCCAACCCAGAGGAAAAGAAAAGGAAGGAUCGAUUUUACCGAGCCAUCUUACCAGGAGAUAAAACCAAUAAAAAGAAAGAGAAAGAGCGGCCGGAGAUCUCCCUGCCUUCAGACUUUGAACACACCAUUCAUGUGGGGUUUGAUGCAGUCACAGGAGAAUUCACAAAUUGUCAGGGCCUCCUUCAGGGCAUGCCAGAGCAAUGGGCACGUUUACUGCAGACUUCCAACAUCACCAAGUCAGAGCAGAAGAAGAACCCUCAGGCAGUGCUGGACGUGCUGGAGUUUUACAACUCCAAGAAGAUCUCCAACAGCCAGAAGUACAUGAGUUUCACAGAUAAAUCAACAGAGGAUUACAAUUCAUCAAAUACACUGAAUGUGAAGUCUGUCUCCGAGACCCCUGCAGUGCCCUCAGUGUCUGAAGAUGAAGAUGAUGAAGAUGACGCAGCUCCACCCCCUGUGAUAGCUCCACGACCUGAACACACAAAAUCUAUAUAUACCCGCUCGGUGAUAGAUCCCCUUCCUCCUCCUACCAGAGACGUGGCCACCUCUCCUAUUUCUUCUCCCUCUGAAAACAGCACAACAGCACCUGACAUGCUGGUCAGGAACACAGAGAAACAAAAGAAAAAGCCAAAAAUGUCAGAUGAAGAGAUCCUGGAAAAAUUAAGAAGUAUUGUGAGUGUGGGAGAUCCAAAAAAGAAGUACACAUGCUUUGAGAAGAUUGGACAAGGAGCCUCAGGUACAGUUUACACAGCAAUGGAUGUAGCUACAGGCCAGGAGGUUGCCAUCAAACAGAUGAACUUGCAGCAGCAGCCCAAAAAAGAACUGAUUAUAAAUGAAAUCCUCGUGAUGAGGGAAAACAAAAACCCCAACAUUGUCAACUACUUGGACAGUUACCUUGUAGGAGAAGAGCUCUGGGUGGUCAUGGAGUACUUGGCAGGAGGCUCCCUGACAGAUGUUGUGACAGAGACCUGCAUGGAUGAAGGACAGAUUGCAGCUGUGUGCCGAGAGUGUCUCCAAGCUCUGGAAUUCCUCCAUUCAAACCAAGUUAUUCACAGAGACAUCAAGAGUGACAACAUCCUGCUGGGAAUGGAUGGCUCUGUCAAACUAACUGACUUCGGCUUCUGUGCCCAGAUCACUCCUGAGCAGAGCAAACGCAGCACCAUGGUGGGGACUCCCUACUGGAUGGCACCUGAAGUGGUGACAAGGAAAGCAUAUGGGCCCAAAGUGGACAUCUGGUCACUGGGGAUCAUGGCCAUCGAGAUGAUUGAAGGAGAGCCUCCCUACCUCAACGAGAACCCCCUGAGAGCUCUGUAUCUCAUUGCCACUAAUGGGACUCCAGAGCUGCAGAACCCAGAGAAGCUCUCACCCAUAUUCAGAGACUUCCUAAAUCGCUGUCUUGAAAUGGAUGUGGAAAAGAGAGGCUCUGCAAAAGAGCUGCUCCAGCACCAGUUCCUGAAAAUUGCAAAGCCUCUCUCCAGUCUCACUCCUCUGAUUAUUGCAGCUAAAGAGGCAGCCAAGAACAACCAUUAG